Molecule: messenger RNA, 1038 nt
Organism: Gossypium arboreum
Lineage: Eukaryota; Viridiplantae; Streptophyta; Magnoliopsida; Malvales; Malvaceae
Exons: 4
Coding region: 1-1038 (345 amino acids)
Molecular function (GO): zinc ion binding
Source: RefSeq, a predicted model, not a curated record
AUGGCAAUGGAACAAUUGUACGGAUAUUUCGAUCCAUCGUACAAUGAGUUACAGGGAUGGAUAGCCGCUAUGAGGGAGUACGUACCAGGGACUAUCCUACUUCUUGCGAUUGCUGAAGACAGUAACAGGAACAUGCUUCCGAUAGCAUUUGCCAUCGUCGAUAAGGAGAACAUGGAAUCGUGGGAAUUCUUUCUUACCAACCUACGGAGUUAUGUUAUUAGUAACGAUAAUAUUUGCAUCAUCUCUGAUAGAGGGAUUGGAUUAAUUGUCGCCAUUAGACGUUCCGGUGUGCCAUGGAGAUCCGUUUACUGCAUCCGGCACAUCGCGGCUAACUUUCAGCGAGAUUAUAAGAAUGCAGACUGGAAGAGACAAGUUGUGAGAAUGGCGCACGAGUUAGAGCCACACAUUUUUCGCCAAAGAAUGACUCGACUUGAGAGCGACAUGGAGGGUCAAACAAACACAUCUUUCCGACAGUGGUUGGCUACCUUAAUGCCAAGAAUGGGUCAACAACAAGUUAACCAAAUGGAGGUGGGACACGUGUUUGUAGAAGAUGUCAGGGAUGCAAUUGCUGCAAACCGUCGGAUGGCGAGGUCAAUGACUGUAGAAGUAUAUUCACGACGUAAUGAAACGUUUCGAGUUACUGAGACUAUCGGUCGUCAACCCGGUAUACCACCUAGAUCCUACGGAAUUGAUCUUCGAAAUAGACGAUGCGAUUGCAGGAGGUUUCAAACACUUCAUUAUCCAUGUGCACAUGUUGUGGCAGCUUGUGCUAAAGUCUCACUCAAUGUAGAACAUUUUAUCGAUGAAGUGUCCACCCUCGGACGCACGUUACGUAUAUGGGAGAACGAGUUCCCCGUGCUUCAUGACCUAUCUACUUGGGAGGUACCUCUGACGACCUUCGAACCUUUUCCAGAUAAAGGGUUACGUAGGAACCCGAAAGGUCGUUCACAAUUAUCCAGAAUCCAUAACGAAAUGGACAUUAGGGAGAAAUUCGACGAAAAGCUGUGUGGCGUAUGCAGAUUAGCCAGUCAUAAUUAA